This is a messenger RNA of Suillus subalutaceus, 2635 nucleotides long. RefSeq lists its product as uncharacterized. Gene Ontology annotation, molecular function: mRNA binding. The transcript is spliced from 7 exons. Gene Ontology annotation, biological process: mRNA splicing, via spliceosome. Bases 464 to 2392 code for a protein of 642 amino acids. Gene Ontology annotation, cellular component: cytoplasmic stress granule. The record is from RefSeq and is a predicted model, not a curated record. Lineage: Eukaryota; Fungi; Basidiomycota; Agaricomycetes; Boletales; Suillaceae.
UGGUUGUUUUUUUCUCUUCUUCGGAUUCACGUUUGGUGCUGCUCGUCGUCGCCCGCGUUCCUGCGAUCUUUGUUUAUUAUUUCGCUGGGACCGUGAAUUGAAGAGACGAUCUUGUCUUGGACUUGUGUCUGGCUUAGCUCUUGUGCUAGACUUGUCCUGACUCGUUUCUGUUCAGUUCUUCGUUGCAAGUUUAUCUAUAUCAGAUCGCACUCUUCGCCCAUCUUUUUGUGCGUGUUUUUAUUAUUAUCAGUCACUCUCAUUUGCAUAGGGCAGGCUACGAGUACUACGAGUACUACGACAGUACAUCACAGCAUUCUGCCCUACCCACGCUCUCUACCUCCCUGUCAUUCAUUAUACCUUGCAAAACCUUUUCUAACUUGGUCCAUCGGUUUUUUUCAAUACAUACAUUCCGCCGUUGCUCUCCUUCUCAUCCAUUUCAUUCUCCUACCUCAUACCCGGAAAUAUGGACGACUCCCAAACAGCUUUUGCAACUCACUACCCUUCUUACGGUUUUGAUCUCGACAUGAUGAAGAGGUCUAUGGAUGCCGUCGGUGGUCCUGAUGCCAAAAAGGCACGUUGGUCCCCCACAUUUAGUGCUUCUGCUACCUCCGCUGCGGCACCUACUACUGUUACUCGCGACGCCUUUGCCAAUUAUGGUUAUGGUCCACAUGCUCAGAUCAACCAGCCUUUCCAACCUUCAUCUCCUGCCUUCUCCAAUCAGCUUUACUCUACUCCGAAUCUUACGAUUAACACUGCUGUCAAUGGUGCAGGCAUGAACCCUCAAAUGAGCCCCGCACACCAAAACCCAUUUGCCCAGCAACAGCAACAGCACACACCUCAGCCAAACGGUGUGGGCCCAUAUGGAGGCUUUGCAUGUUGGGCGGUUUUUCCCUAUGGCGCGCAGGCUGGUAACUAUGGUCAGCAAUCUCGGCUACCUUCUCUAAAUGUCAACAUUCCUCCGACUCCAGGUGCUUACUCACCGGCGGCUAUCUCUGCCGCGCUUUCUGCAACGACCAAUGCCACUGGUCGCACCGUUUAUGUUGGCAACCUCCCCGCAACCGCCUCUGUCGAUGAGCUACUUAACCUCGUGCACUUUGGCCCCCUCGAAUCCAUUCGUGUUCUUCCUGAAAAAUCGUGUGUUUUCCUGUCCUUUCUUGACGGUGCAACCGCUGCGGCGUUCCACGCCGACGCCACCAUCAAGAAGCUCUCCCUUCACGGCCAGGAACUUAAGAUCGGAUGGGGAAAGCCAUCUCCUGUCAGUGCGCAGGUGAGCCUUGCGAUCAGCCAGAGCAACGCGAGCCGGAACGUAUACCUCGGUGGCCUGGAUGAAAACACGACAGAAGAGCAGUUGCGGGAUGAUCUCAGCCGGUUCGGGCUGAUUGAUCAGGUCAAAAUUGUCCGUGACAAGAACAUUGGGUUCGUACAUUUCUUGAGUAUCUCGGUUGCUACCAAGGUGGUUAACACGCUCCCUACUGAGCCAGCUUGGGCUGGAAAACGCGUCAACUACGGCAAGGAUCGUUGCGCAUAUAUACCCAAGUCUCAGCAAGCUGCUGCACAAGCUGCCCAGGCUGCCGCCGCCCAAUCUCUCGUCGCUCAAUCUGCAAAUCUCAGCCCUGCUGCGGGUCCGAAUCACUUUGGUUCGCCAUUCUCGCCUUAUCCCUUUACAACGGACAUGACAGGUGGUCAAACCCUCAAUCGCACGGUCUACUUGGGCAACAUUCAUCCCGAGACAACAACUGAAGAUUUGUGCAACGCUAUUCGUGGUGGUGUGUUGCAGAGCGUAAGGUACAUGCAGGACAAGCACAUUGCCUUCGUCACUUUUGUUGACCCUGCAGCAGCGUUCACGUUCUACCAAGUGGCAUCCUACCAAGGCCUCACCUUGAACAACCGGCGGCUCAAGAUUGGUUGGGGCAAAAAUUCCGGUCCACUGCCGCCUAGCCUUGCGCUCGCUGUGCACUCAGGGGCCACCAGGAACGUUUAUGUGGGCAACAUUGAAGACUUUGAAUUAUUCAACGAGGAGAAGCUAAAGAGGGACUUUGGCGAGUUUGGAGAUAUCGAGCUGGUAAAUUUCCUGAGGGAGAAGAACUGUGCCUUCGUCAACUUCACUAAUAUCUCUAACGCUAUUAAGGCCAUCGAUAGCAUUAAGAUUAAGCCGGAAUAUGCAAACUUGCGUAUUGCGCAUGGCAAGGAUCGGUGUGCGAACCCGCCGCGAUCGGGUCCCCAAGGUGGCUCUUCAGUCAGGCGGAGCGCCAGUGGAAAUGGGCCAGCAAGUGCAGAGCCCGCAAGCGCUAUUGAGCCCAUCGAGUCUUCCCAGUUUGUGGACCCUGAAGACGAAGGGAACAAUGCAAACGUCAUUGUAUCUGGCCCAGAGGAGAUGGAAGCAUCCAUUUAAAUAUGGAUCGCCUAGAGAGUGAGGUGUGCUGUGGAAGUGCCCACUUAUACCCCGCGUAUCUCCCUCUCGAAAAAGUCGCCAACAGCAAGUGGAUGGGAAGGAUAGCCUCGGAUGUCCUCGUGAGGGGGACCCAUUGGGCUAUUGGUUGUUGUGUUCUUUAUUCACUUCGCUUUCUCAGUCUGGCCGUUGUUAGUGUUACUUUACUCACUUUUGUGUCUUCUUUAUCUUUUACUUUCUUUCCAU